AGCGACACGCUCGGGUAUUAGUAAUGCGGCAAAGUUAGGUGCCGAGACCUGGCGGAUUGUUUUUCGUUUAUCAGAACCGGAAAACACUACUAUAGUACUGCGUCACAACUAGCGCAGACUCCGACCACCUGGGGUAGUGCCUAGGCGGAGCGGCCUGGGAACUGGACUCUGCUUCCUUCCGCCUCAAGCUGGAGGACGAGCGCUUCGCGUGGGACUUCCUCCGCCUGGCUCCGCCUCUUGCCCCGGAAGUAGUCAUAGCGGAGGGAGGUUUCUGGGCCCGUUUUUGCGCAGCGCUUCCUUUUUGUCCGACAUCUUAGCGCGGUUGUAGUGUUCGCCGCUGCUCUCCGAGAUUCGCGAUGCCGCCCAAGGACGACAAAAAGAAGAAAGACGCCGGAAAGUCGGCCAAGAAAGACAAAGACCCAGUGAACAAAUCCGGGGGCAAGGCCAAAAAGAAGAAGUGGUCCAAAGGCAAAGUUCGGGACAAGCUCAAUAACUUAGUCUUGUUUGACAAAGCUACCUAUGACAAACUCUGUAAGGAAGUUCCCAACUAUAAACUUAUAACUCCAGCUGUGGUCUCUGAGAGACUGAAGAUUCGAGGCUCCCUUGCCAGGGCAGCCCUUCAGGAGCUCCUUAGCAAAGGACUUAUCAAACUGGUUUCAAAGCACAGAGCUCAAGUAAUUUACACCAGAAAUACCAAGGGUGGAGAUGCUCCAGCUGCUGGUGAAGACGCAUGAAUAGGUCCAAACAACUGUACAUUUGGAAAAAUAAAACUUUAUUAAAUCAAA
Saimiri boliviensis boliviensis (Bolivian squirrel monkey) is the source of this 785-nucleotide messenger RNA. RefSeq names its product ribosomal protein S25 (gene RPS25). The record is from RefSeq and is a predicted model, not a curated record. NCBI's taxonomy places the organism in Eukaryota, Metazoa, Chordata, Mammalia, Primates, Cebidae.